UCACUUACCCAUAAAUAUCCAGACUUCUAUCAGAUUGUGUAGUUGCAGUCCGAUCAGUCUGCCUGUGGAUCAAAAUGUCCCUGAAGAUCCUGUCCAUCAUCGUCCUCCUGUUCAUGGGGUCCCUUGUGUCCUCUGCAACCAGCCAGGAGAACCGCUGUAAGUACAAAGUUAGAAAUGAUGUGUAUAAAGCUCAUUUCUCACUCCAGUCCAACAGAUUUUUAUUUCUGUUUUUAAAUUCUUUUUUGCCUGCCUCUCUGCAGAUUUGUAGUUUUCAAUCUUAUAAAUCGCCUUUAGAAACUCAUUUUUACAGACUUAUUUUAUGUGAAUAUACUUUUUUUCAAACACUUUUCCAUUUUAACUUGAUUAACUUAUUAGUAACACUUAAUAUUGAGCAAUAAUUAAAUAAGCUACUUACAGAACCUAAUAAGAUGCUUGUGAACAUUACUAAUGAUCAAUAGUUUUAACAAAGUUUAAUUGACACAUUUAUCAGACUCUCAAUAGAAACAUGUUUACAUACCUGUCUAAAACAUCAAUUAGGUGUUUAUUAACAUAAUAAGAUUUUACAAAAAAAUAACUUCAAAUAUCAUACACUUGUAACAAUUUUUUUUUGGAGUUCAUUGCCAAUAAAAGCAUAAAGACAGCUUUAAAAAGUAAUUAGAUGCUUGUUUACAUUCAUAUAACAAUUUGACUCUUUAUUAAAAAUUCUUUUAUAUCAAUAUGUUUCUGAUUCCCUCCUUUACUGUCCUUGUUUGUUUAUGCACUCAUUUACAGUAUUUCUUUAUUCAUUGGUUUGUUUAUUUGCAUCUUACUAAUCAUCCAUUUUUUUGUAUUCUGUUUUUUCUUGUUUCUUAAAAAGGUGCUAUAUGAAUAAACGUAUCAUUUGGAGGCAUUUUCUCAAGACUUCUGAUGACACCUGAUGUAACACAAGAAUGUAUUCCCUUUUCAAAAGAACUUACUCCCCAGCUGAAGUUCAUAAAAAGGAGGAAAAACUAAAAAUCUUAAUUUACAUCAGAAGAAAAUGUAUAAAAGGAUUGUAUAUAUAAAUUUCCUUGUUUCCCUCCUCGGUGUGUCUGUGUGUGUUUAUCAGAUGAAAGGUCUUCAUCGAUGGGCUGCUGUUAUGAAGCCGGCCCUUACAUACCAGAAAGAAUCAUCGAGUGCAUCAGACAGACACCCACAAGGCAGUGCAACUCCAAUAACUAUGUGUAAGUAGAGCAUGCUUUGAACAUGUUUCAGUGCCAAUCAUUUGUUCUGUUUAAACCAUUGAAACAAGGCCAGUUGAUCAAGGGACAUUGCUAAUAACCCGAUUUAGAACAAUAAUAAGUUUCAGAGGGGAAUACUUUUGUUCAGGUUAAAUAUGCAGUUUAAACUUUGGAACCUAUUGAUAGAAGAAGACUGAUCAUUCUGAAAUUGGCAUCAGUUUAAUGAGGUAAUGAAAAAAAUGAAUAUUUUCAUCGUUUUCUUCUGUUUCCAGGGUCAAAACUGAGUCAGGCAAAUGGUACUGUAUUCAAUCUGACUCAAAAUGGAUGGGACAACAAAUAAAGACGGUGAGAAUCAGUCCAUCAGCUUCUUCUGUUGCGACCUUUGCCAUUCUAUAAAAAAAUAUUAAUUGAGCGAUCCUUCAGUGCUAAAAGUCGUUCAUGUUUGGUAUGUUCAGUUAAAGGACAAUUACACUAAUCAUCUUAAUAUAAAACCUACAAAGUGAGUCUUUGUUACCUAAGAGAUAAAAUAAUGUCUGAAUAACUCAUGCCGCCCCAAUAAUCGCAACAGAUUGUAUAAAGCCUAAAAGCUCCAGCUCUGUGUUAUCUGAAGACUUGAAAAUUAAAAUUGUAAUACACAUGAAUAAAAUCCUCUAAAACAUGCAUCCUGUCACUACAGAUGCUGGUGACACUGUCAAACUAAAUAAAUAACAUUUUCUUAUUCCUGUCUCCUCCACAGGGAGCAGUCGUCUGCACACCAGAUAUCUAAUACAAAAAACGGAAAAGUGCUGUGGAGCAACAAAAGGAUGAAGCUGCUGAGGACUGCUCUGCUGAUGAAACCCUCGCAGCUUUGAAUGCUCUAUCUGUUAUAUUUCCUUUCAAAUGCAGUUCUUCUACAUACUUUUCUGCAGCUUUUGGCAACUUAACUGCAGCAGUACAGUGUUAGUCUGUCUGCUGAUACAAAAUACUUCCACUCCUGUGUUUGCAACAUGUCUUUUCUGACUAAAUAAUAAACUAAAUACAUCUGAGUCUUGCCUGAGCUUCAUCUGACGGCAUCAAUCUGCUGUGAGAGGACAGACGUGACACCAAGGACUCCAAUUUAGCAGGUAGAAUCCCCCAAAGUGAGUCAGAGGCAUAGACUGUAUAUACUAUGGACAACCUGGUUCCGCCUUCUGCCUGUAUACGCAUUUGAAGCCAAAAAGCUCUUAGUAAUUCCGGGUUUUUCUCCACUUCCUCGAAACCAGAGCUGCGCAGUAGCGAUGCGCGCAUUCGGCUGCGCAGUCGCCGAGAGUCCCUGUGAUGACACUCAGCUCAAACAGCGUAUCCCCCGGGUAAGCUCCGCAAUCCUUGAACGCCCAUAGGCUGUACCAGGUGUCAAUCAUAGAAAACAUGAACCCCUUAAUAACUUUUAAAAACGGAGCUGAACAGAAAAAAAAAGGACUUGGGCACAAACCAGUCUUACAAUAACUACAUGUCAACAUCACAAGCAG
Xyrichtys novacula (pearly razorfish) is the source of this 2686-nucleotide messenger RNA. NCBI's taxonomy places the organism in Eukaryota, Metazoa, Chordata, Actinopteri, Labriformes, Labridae. The record is from the annotation of a GenBank genome assembly.